AUGUAUGCAAGCUGGAUUUCCAGUGCUCCAUCGACCGGAGCCAGUGAUGAAGAUACGAUCUUCAUUUUCACUAGUCCCGGUAAUGAUAAAGUAGCCGUGGUAACAAAACAGUCGCACCGAUGUCUGCGAACAGCACUUAUCGGCACGGGUAAUGACCAGUCACUGGUACUCAUCGCUCUGUUCACCGAUUUACUCACACGGGAUUUUUACUAA
This is a messenger RNA of Gongylonema pulchrum, 213 nucleotides long. The record is from the annotation of a GenBank genome assembly. Lineage: Eukaryota; Metazoa; Nematoda; Chromadorea; Rhabditida; Gongylonematidae.